Molecule: messenger RNA, 1236 nt
Organism: Cucurbitaria berberidis CBS 394.84
Lineage: Eukaryota; Fungi; Ascomycota; Dothideomycetes; Pleosporales; Cucurbitariaceae
Product: NAD dependent epimerase/dehydratase family protein
Exons: 2
Coding region: 1-1236 (411 amino acids)
Source: RefSeq, a predicted model, not a curated record
AUGCCUUCAGCAAUCGUCACCGGUGCCACUGGCAUCUUGGGCCGCGAAAUAGUCUUCGAACUCAGUAAGAAUCGUAAACAAUGGUCGACAAUACAUGCCUUGUCCCGCAGCAAAAAAGAGGAAUACCCUGACAAUGUCAUCCAUGAUCACAUUGACCUUCAAUCCGGCCCGGACGACAUGGCCAAGGACCUGAAGAAUGUUCGCGGAGAGUAUGUCUUCUUCGCCGCGUAUCUGGCCCAAGAUACCGAGCAAGGAGCUUGGGACGUCAACGGAGCCAUGCUUCAAAACUUCCUCGACGCCCUGGUCAAGACCGGUGCAAUCAAGGACAUCAAGCGCAUCAUCCUAGUAACUGGCGCGAAACAGUACGGCGUGCAUCUCGGCGUUCCCAAGCAGCCAAUGCAAGAGUCUGAUACUUGGCUCACAGACUCCAAGUGGCCGCCCAACUUCUAUUACAACCAGCAAAACAUCCUCCACAAGUUCUGCAAACAACAUGGAACAGAAUGGGUAGUGACGUACCCCAACGACGUCAUUGGGUUCACGACAGGAAACUUCAUGAACCUUUCUUCGGCACUCGCCUUGUACGCCGUCAUCUCCAAAGAACUUCCUAGUUACAGCGGCCUCGUCUUCCCCGGCUCGCCAGACUUCUACACAAAGUUCGACUCCUUCACAAGGAGCACGUUGCACGCUGAGUUCUGCGCCUGGGCAGCGCUCGAGCCGCGCGCAGCAAACCAGGCAUUCAACAUGGUCAACGGCGACAGCGAAAGCUGGCAGAAUCUAUGGCCCCGCGUGGCAAACUAUUUCGGCACAAAAGUCAAACCAGACCAGUUUGCAGGCGCGUAUUCCGGCACGGAGUUUGUGAAUAGCGACAAGUCCUCGUCGUCGGAUUUGGCCCCCGAACCACCAACGACGGCUUUCGCAGAUAGGGCUGGUUUGAUUGGUACACCUGCGCUUGCUCAGUCCAAGGUGGAGCAGCAUAUCGAUCUUGUCAAAUGGUCUCAGCGCUCGGACGUUAAGCAGGCUUGGGAAAAGAUCGCAGAGCGCGAGGGUCUAGAUAAGGACAUCUUCGAAAAAGCUACGUGGGGUUUCCUGGGCUUCGUGUUGGGAAGGAAGUUUGAUCUUGUCAUCUCUAUGAGCAAAGCACGCGAAUAUGGUUGGACUGGUUACAGCGAUACGUGGCAUAGUCUAGAGGAGGUGUUUGGGGAGUUGAAGGAGGCGAAGAUUAUCCCGAAAGCUUAG